AAAGCUAAUUAUACUAUAAAGCCUGUUCAUGAAUGUAUGGGUGAUACGCGUCCUUACGUUGAAAAUGUGACUUUGGCUGUUACGACAACUAAAACUACAAUUGCGACACCUGAUCCUCCCCCAUUUCAUGAAAGUACUCCAACUCAUGUUGAUAUCAUAACUAGUCCAACACAAACGCCAAAAACGUCCGAUGCCACAAACAUAUUCAAGAACGAUCUUUUAUCUUCGAGUUUGGUC
This is a messenger RNA of Dentiscutata heterogama, 237 nucleotides long. Lineage: Eukaryota; Fungi; Glomeromycota; Glomeromycetes; Diversisporales; Gigasporaceae. The record is from the annotation of a GenBank genome assembly.